Daucus carota subsp. sativus is the source of this 3281-nucleotide messenger RNA. RefSeq names its product receptor protein-tyrosine kinase CEPR2. Bases 241 to 3138 code for a protein of 965 amino acids. Gene Ontology annotation, biological process: protein phosphorylation. NCBI's taxonomy places the organism in Eukaryota, Viridiplantae, Streptophyta, Magnoliopsida, Apiales, Apiaceae. Gene Ontology annotation, molecular function: protein kinase activity; protein binding; ATP binding. The transcript is spliced from 3 exons. The record is from RefSeq and is a predicted model, not a curated record.
UUCAGCUCUUGUCAUUCUCUCCUCUUUCACCUCAGCAUUACAUAACAAACUCUCUUGGUAAAAAGGUUAUUUUGAUAUAAACUAUCAAUUUUUAGGAUCAUGGAGGGUUGUAUGAUCAAGUGGAGUGCAGUGGGACUUCAUUAGUUGCCUACAAUCAAAUAUAACUUGGUGAUUAUUGAGGUUUUUCAUCAUCCUGUAACGGCAUAAGGUGCUUGAGACACCUCAUCUUUAGCAUUUGAAAUGACCUUCCUAGCCACUAUGAGUCCUUUUUCCCUCCAAUUUUUUGUUACUUUGUUUGUCUUUAACCUUUUCACACCGCAUGUCACACAAUCUCUUGAAGGCCGAGCUCUACUAGAAUUCAAAAAGCAACUCAUUGACCCCUUACAUCACCUGGAUUCAUGGAGAGCCUCGAACCCUCCUUGCCAAUUCUUUGGAGUUUCUUGUGACAAGAAUACGGGGAAAGUUACUGGGAUUACACUCGAAAGUAAGUCUCUGGCGGGCCACAUUUCCCCGUCGAUUUCAGUGCUCCAAAGUUUGAGUGUUCUAGUGCUACCGUUAAAUUCAAUAAUGGGAGUUAUUCCAGCAGAUUUGGCCAGCUGCAGCAAACUCAAAGUUUUGAAUGUCACUAGAAACAAAAUGAAUGGUAGCUUGCCUGAUCUAUCGAAACUCAUAGACCUGGAGGUUUUAGAUUUAUCAGGCAAUCAAUUUUCUGGGAGGUUCCCAACUUGGGUCGGGAAUUUGACUAAUUUAGUGGCACUUGGACUUGGUCAUAACAAUUACGAACAGGGUGAAAUUCCAGAGAGGAUCGGAUAUCUUAAAAACUUGACUUGGCUAUAUCUGUCCGGAUCCAAUUUGAGUGGUGAAAUUCCUGAAUCGAUUUUCAAUCUACAAGCUUUAGAAACAUUGGACAUUUGCAAGAACAUGAUUACGGGGAGCUUGCCAAAACGGUUAUGGAAACUACGAAAGAUCAAGAAAAUUGAGCUGUAUGAGAACCAGUUGACUGGUCGUAUCCCUCCUCAACUUGCAACCCUCAACCUCUUAGAGGAGUUCGACAUUUCAUCCAACCAGAUGUAUGGAACAUUGCCUCCACAAAUUGGAAAUAUGAAGAAUUUGACAGUUUUUCAGUUAUAUAAGAACAACUUUUCUGGAGAACUUCCUCGUGGAUUCAGUGAUAUGCAUAAUCUGGUAAACUUUUCCAUUUAUAAAAACAGUUUUUCAGGAGCAUUCCCAGAAAACCUCGGAAGGUUUUCACCACUGAUUACUAUUGACAUUUCCGAGAACAAAUUUAAAGGCUACCUUCCAAAAUUUAUGUGUACAAAUGGAAAUUUACAAUUCUUGCUGGCUGGAGAGAACAAUUUCUCCGGGGAGGUAUCUGAUAAUUAUGCAAGGUGCAAGUCUCUUAUCAGGUUGAGAAUUAACAAGAACCAGCUCUCUGGAAAAAUUCCAGAUGGUUUAUGGGCAUUGCCUUCUGCAACAAUAAUAGAUUUUAGUGAUAAUGAUUUUAGUGGAGGAAUCGCUACAGAUAUUGGGAACGCAAUCACAUUGGGUGAGCUACUUUUGAUGAACAAUAGGUUUUCAGGUAAUCUGCCUAAAGAACUCGGCAAACUCACAAACCUCCAAAAGCUUGAUUUGAGCAAUAAUUAUUUCUGCGGAACAAUACCCUCAGGCAUCAGUGCCCUGAAGCAAUUAUCUUAUUUGCAUCUGAAAGACAACCUAUUUACAGGAGCAAUACCAGCAGAUUUGAGUAAAUGUUCUGCGCUGGUUGACUUAAAUCUUGCUUCCAACUCUUUGACUUUUGAAAUUCCAGAAAGUUUCUCACAAAUAAGCUCAUUAAACUCCCUGAACCUUUCAAGAAACAAGCUCAGUGGCUCCAUUCCAAAAGAUCUUGAGAAAUUGAAGCUGAGCAGCAUCGACUUUUCUAACAACCACCUGUCCGGUAAAAUUCACUCUGAUCUCUUGAGGAUGGGAGGAGGCCAAGCAUUUGUUGGGAACAAGAAACUUUGCGUAAGUCAAUAUAUGAACAGUCAAAGGAAUCUCAGGUUAAAUGCUUGUGAAAAGAAAUAUAAGCAUAUUUACAAACACAUGAUUGUUAUUUUCUCACUUACCUUUGUGUGCGUGGUGAGCGGAUUACUGGUUUUGUGUUAUAAAUAUAUUAUACGCGAAGAAAAUGACACUACAAAAGACCUUGAAAAGAAGGUAGUAGAUUCUCAGUGGAAGAUCGAGAUUUUCCAUCCAGUGCAGUUUGAUGCUGAGGAUAUAUGCAAUGUGAGUGAAGAUAAUUUGAUAGGCACUGGAAGCACAGGGAAAGUCUAUCGACUUGAUACAGAGAAAGCGGAAGGUGUGGUGGCAGUGAAGCAACUCUGGGAGGGGAAGGCAAAUAAGGUACUGGCAGCAGAAAUCGAGAUUCUGGGAAAGAUUAGGCAUAGAAAUAUUUUGAAGCUAUACGCCUGGCUAACAAACAGAGCUUCAAAUUUCCUUGUAUUCGAGUACAUGGUAAAUGGGAAUCUGUUUCAAGCAUUACACCGCACAAUGGAAGAUGGAAGGCCACUACUGGAUUGGAAUCGAAGAUACAGGAUCGCAAUAGGAGCUGCAAGAGGAAUAUAUUAUCUUCACUCUGAUUGUUCCCCCGCAAUCAUUCAUAGAGAUAUUAAAUCAGCUAAUAUUUUACUUGACGAGGAUUAUGAGGCAAAGAUUGCAGAUUUUGGGGUAGCAAAGGUUGUGGAUGACUCACUUAAUGAUUCUGGUUCCAACUGUUUUGCUGGUACUCAUGGUUACAUUGCUCCUGAGCUGGCUUACACUCCAAAAAUGACGGAAAAGUGUGACGUUUAUAGUUUUGGAGUUGUGUUACUAGAGCUAGUGACCGGUAGGAAGGCAUUAGAGGAGAUUAAUGGAGAACAGAGAGAUAUAGUUACUUGGGUUUCAGCAUACCUUGACCGCUACCAACAAGUCUUUGAAGUUCUUGAUCAUAAGCUAUGUUUAGACCAUCAUGAAAAUGAGAUGACGAAGGUUUUGAAGAUUUCAACACUUUGCACCAGAAAACGCCCCAGCUUGCGCCCUGAUAUGAGAGAUGUGGUCAAGAUGCUAAUUGACGCCAAACAUCCCGGUUUCAAGCUCAAGGAGAAACAUGUCACCGGUUAAAACAUCUCUGUAUAGUUUCGGCCUGGAGUGGGUCUGUUUGUUUAGCUGUUAUUUUCUUAAGUUGAAGUCAGUUCCACUGUCUGUUUUGUAAUGUAAAUAAACCAUGUGUAAAAUAAAUAAACUUUGCAUGUGUUUCAUUUCCG